Molecule: messenger RNA, 798 nt
Organism: Achroia grisella
Lineage: Eukaryota; Metazoa; Arthropoda; Insecta; Lepidoptera; Pyralidae
Gene: mRpL17
Product: large ribosomal subunit protein bL17m
Exons: 2
Coding region: 140-739 (199 amino acids)
Biological process (GO): translation
Cellular component (GO): mitochondrial large ribosomal subunit; ribosome
Molecular function (GO): structural constituent of ribosome
Source: RefSeq, a predicted model, not a curated record
AGAAAAUAAAUUUAAAAAAAAAUAUAACCUAAAAUAAAAACAUUUCUUAAUUUAUUUCUGUCUUGUCUUUUAAAUUUCUAUGAAUGAAAUUAGCAAAUUAAAUAUAAUUUAUAACUAAGACUCAAUUGAUAUUUUAAACAUGAAUCAAGCUGAUGUUACAAAAUUAGUUUCCAAACUUCGAUUUCCUGUACAUCCAGAACGUCGCAGGCUCAGGAAUCCAAAAGGUCCAGAAGGAAGAAUAGAUAAAUUGCGUAAAACCGUAACCGGUUUAAUCAAAUACGAGAGAAUCGAACUAAAUCAUAACAGAGCCGAUGAGGCCCGGCAGUAUGCAGAACGGCUUAUAUCAGAAGCAAUUCGACAUGGAGACUGUCAUAAACCAACAAUGGAUAUUGCAGAUUACUGGCUGCUAGAAAAGGAACUUGUGCACAAACUUUUUAAAGUUCUCGUACCUAGAUAUGAGGAAUUCGGCACUUGCUAUACAAACUUGUUGAAGGCACCCCGACCUGAGUACACUCGUAAUAUUGAAAAAGUUGUUCUGGAAUUAAAAGGGAACCCAUAUCCAGCACUUCGUAAUAAACAGUCUAACAAUAAGCUUUUGAUCCAGAAUGUACUGCUCGAUGCAGCCAAAUAUGACUAUAGACAAUCCAAAUAUGCGGAGAUGGCUGAUAAAAUUGGCAAAGGAGAAGCAACUAUUGAUAAAGAAAAAGAGAAUGCUGCAGAAAGCCCUGCCCAAAGUUAAUUUUUUAAUAAUAUUUUAGUAUUGAAGUAGAUGUAAGAAAUAAAUUAAUUUAGAUGUUC